This is a messenger RNA of Danio rerio (zebrafish), 2766 nucleotides long. RefSeq names its product trafficking protein particle complex subunit 2 (gene trappc2). Gene Ontology annotation, cellular component: cytosol; nucleus; cytoplasm. The record is from RefSeq and is marked validated. Gene Ontology annotation, biological process: endoplasmic reticulum to Golgi vesicle-mediated transport. NCBI's taxonomy places the organism in Eukaryota, Metazoa, Chordata, Actinopteri, Cypriniformes, Danionidae.
GCUCUCCGGAAAACGGAACUCUCCUUUGCGUAUGAUCUAAACAUAAGGGCUGUACUUUAGUUUAUAUUCGCCUUUUCGUCCAUUAAAUUAGCUGUUUAUCUAUUUAAAGGUCUGUUUGACAAUGUGUGAUUUGUAGAAACAAACUGCAGGCGUCAUCGCUGUGGUAAGGCGUGCUGUCCAUAUUCUGCAGCGUUUACAUGUACAGCUAAUGCUAACGUUAAUUUCACCACUGGGUAAUAUUUAAUAUCGUUAUAAAUACGGAAUAUUUACAAUGUCCGGGAGCUUUUAUUUCGUCAUGGUCGGUCAUCACGAUAACCCAGUGUUUGAGCUGGAGUUUCUCCCUCCUGGAAAAGCAGAAUCAAAGGACGAUCACAGACACCUAAAUCAGUUCAUCGCUCACGCUGCUCUGGAUCUGGUGGAUGAAAACAUGUGGCUCUCCAACAACAUGUACCUCAAGACUGUCGACAAGUUUAAUGAGUGGUUUGUUUCUGCUUUUGUCACUGCAGGUCAUAUGAGGUUUAUAAUGCUGCACGACGUCCGGCAAGAAGACGGAAUCAAGAACUUCUUUAAUGAUGUCUAUGACCUGUACGUCAAGUUUGCGAUGAAUCCCUUCUAUGAGGUCAAUGCACCGAUUCGCUCCACAGCUUUCGAGAGGAAAGUGCAGUUUCUGGGGAAGAAGCAUCUGCUCAGUUGAUUUUAUUUUUGCUAUAAAUAUGCAAAUGUGUUGAUUAUAUGGCCUCAUAUUUACUCAUUAUUGUCAGCUCUUAUCCACGCUGUCACCAUCAGCCGAUUCGAAUGUUAUCACUCGAUUGAAUGGCCGUUAUCAGCUGAUAGAUAUGGGCCAGUAGGGGCCUUUUGCGCCCACUGGUAGGCUCAAAAGGCUGUUAUCAUCCAUCCGCAGGGUUUAUCAGCUGUAGAUCACAUAUGGCUGAGACUAGAAGUUAACAAGAAUUAUUUAUAUAAUUUAUUACAUUUCCUAUUAAUUGUAUUUUAUUAAUGUCUACCCCAACCCUAAACCCACCCGUCACAGUAAUGUAAAGCAGAUCUGGAUCUGGAGUCUUCUCUAUUAGUUCAGCUGAUUAACCACAAGAUUUAUUUAUCAUAUUUAUUAAAUUUCCCAUAAAUUUUAUUUGAUUAACGUCUACCCCAACCCUAAACCAAACCUGCCAACACUCCCGUUUUACCCAGGAGUGUCCCAUAUGUCAGACUUGCCUCUUGUCACCCUCUUGUUUUCAGCUGAUAAAUAUGGGCCAAUAGAGGCCUUCUGCACCUACUGCUAUACUAAUACUAAUGGCUUAGAUGGCUACUAAGCUAUACACUUGGUUAAUCAGCUAUACUAGUAGAGAAGACUCCAGACCUGUUUUACAUCACUGUGUGGCUGGGUUUAGGGUUGGGGUAGGGCAGGGGUGUCAAAGUCAGUUCCUGGAGGGCUGCAGCUCUGCACAGUUUAGUUCUAACCCCAAUUAAACACACCUGAUCAAACCAAUUGAGUGCUUUAGGCUUGUUUGAUACCUACACAUAGGUGUGUUGACGUGGAGCUGGAACUAAACUCUGCAGGGCUCCAGCCCUCCAGGGACUGACUUUGACACCCCUGUCCUACCCCAACCCUAAACCAUACCUGCCAACACUCCCGUUUUUCCAAGGAGUGUCCCAUAUUUCAAACUCGUCUCCCGCCACCCUCCUGUUUUAGCCGAUAAAUAUGGGCCAAUAGAGGCCUUCUGCACCUACUGUUAUCAUCCAUCCACAUGGUUAAUCAGCUAUACUAAUAGAAAAGACUCCAGAUUCAGAUCUGUUUUACAUUACUGUGACGGUUGGGGUAGGGCAGGGGUGUCAAAGUCAAUUCCUGGAGGGCCGCAGCUCUGCAGUUUCAUUUCAACCCUAAUUAAACACCUGAUCAAACUAAUUGAGUGCUUUAGGCUUGUUUGAUACCUACACAUAGGUGUGUUGACGUGGAGCUGGAUCUAAACUCUGCAGGGCUCCGGCCCUCCAGGAAUUGGCUUUGACACCCCUGUCCUACCCCAACCCUAAACCACACCUGCCAACACUCCCGUUUUUCCAAGGAGUGUCCCAUAUUUCAAACUCGUCUCCCGCCACCCUCCUGUUUUAGCCGAUAAAUAUGGGCCAAUAGAGGCCUUCUGCACCUACUGUUAUCAUCCAUCCACAUGGUUAAUCAGCUAUACUAAUAGAGAAGACUCCAGAUUCAGAUCUGUUUUACAUAACUGUGACGGUUGGGGUAGGGCAGGGGUAUCAAAGUCAAUUCCUGGAGGGCCGCAGCUCUGCAGUUUCAUUUCAACCCUAAUUAAACACCUGAUCAAACUAAUUGAGUGCUUUAGGCUUGUUUGGCACCUGCAGAUAGAUGUGUUGAGGGCUGCGGCCCUCCAGGAAUUGACAUUGACACCCCUGUCCUACACCAAACGCCACAGUAAUGUAAAACAGAUCUGGAUAUGGAGUCUUCUCAAUUAGAUUAGCUGAUUAACCAUGUGGAUGGAUGAUAACAGUUCUCUGAACCUACCAGUGGGCGCAGAAGGCCCCUACUGGCCCAUAUCUAUCAGCUGAUAACGGCCAUUAAAUCAAGUUAUAACAUUGGAAGCGGGUGCAGCUACUACAAAACAAUCGAUCUGUAAAUAAAAACAUUUGUGAAGUAGUGUGUGACAACAUCAACAACACAUUUCUGCAGUGAUUACACAAUAAAAGCUGUUCUCAUUUACUGGAUUUUGUACAAUACCGUUAUCAAAUCACACCUUAAAUAAACAAUGUCAACAAGUA